Sphenostylis stenocarpa is the source of this 381-nucleotide messenger RNA. NCBI's taxonomy places the organism in Eukaryota, Viridiplantae, Streptophyta, Magnoliopsida, Fabales, Fabaceae. The record is from the annotation of a GenBank genome assembly.
AUGGCCUCUUCGUCACCAUUUCCCUCUCUAAAGUUUACAGUACGCAGAUGCGAGCCUGAGCUUGUGCCUCCUGCUCUCCCCACUCCUCAUGAAACGAAGGUACUAUCCGACAUAGAUGAUCAAGAUGGCCUGCGUUUCCAGAUUCCAAUCGUACAAAUUUAUCGAAAGCAAGCAUCAUCAAUGGGAGAGAGAGACCCGGUUGAAGUGCUUCGGCAAGCACUGUCACAAACACUUGUCUUCUAUUACCCAUUUGCAGGGAGGCUGAGGGAGGGGCCUCACCGCAAGUUGAUGGUGGAUUGUACCGGAGAGGGUGUCAUGUUCAUCCAGGCUCAUGCUGACGUCACGCUUGAUCAAUUCGGUGAUUUCCUACGACCUCUGUAA